UACAGGAAGAUAGGAAUCGGACAGAGUGACUUAUCCGAAGAACAGUCUGAUCUCUGUGAUGCGCUUGCUGGUGAUGGACUAGACAGAAAGAGGCACUGCAGCAACACAAGGCCAGCCUCGACUGGGCCAUGCAGUCCCAGCUUGCCGAAAGGGUGCGGAUCCAAGUGGAAGAGGAUUUUUUCUCUGUGGACAAGACGCUCCUGGUGGAGCACUGUGAGUACUUCCGGGCCCUCUUCCAGUCUGGCAUGAGAGAGAGCACACAGAAAGAGAUCCAGCUCAGAGACCUGAGUGCCAUGGGCUUUGCCAUCAUGCUGAAGGUCCUGAAGGGAGAGUACCCUACUCUCAGCUGUGAGGAGAACCUCAAGGCGGUGGAGUGUGCCGCCUUCCUGCAGGUGGAAACCAUGGCCAAGUAUCUGAUUGCAUCCAUCAAUUCCGACAACUGCAUCCUCCUCUACCAAGCUGCCGCCAUGUUUGGCCUUCUGGACCUGUUCCACAGCGCUGCACUGUACAUAAGAGAUAGUUAUUUGGACCUAGAGGAGUAUCUGGACUGCCUCUCUCCAGACCUUCUGGAUUACAUUGAGUCCCUCAUCCCCAGCUCAUUUGUGGCCGUGGGAGCUCACACACCCACAUUUGAAUUCUUGGAGGAUCUCUCGCGAACUAUUUGCUACCUAGACGAGGAAUGCAACACCUGGAGGACCCUUUCCUGCUUACCGUUGACAGCCAGCACAUUCCUGGCGGGCAUGGCUACACUUGAUAACAAGAUCUACAUUGUGGGUGGGGUCUACGGUUAUAACAAGGAGGUUGUGGACCGGAGUUUUUGCUACGACCCGGCAGCCAACAGCUGGACUGAGUUCCCUGGUCCUCAGCACCUUCGCUAUGACUUCACACUGACAGCCCAAGAUGAUAGCCUUUAUGCCAUAGGUGGGGAGUUUGAGAAGGCCCCGCUGAAGUCAGUGGAGAAGUUUAAUGUGUCCACCAACACCUGGAGCUUCGUUUCUGACCUGCCCCAGCCAACCACGGCGGUGCCCUGCGCCCAAGCAAUGGGACGCAUCUUUGUUUGCCUGUGGAAGCCUCUGGACACCACCAUGAUCUAUGAGUACAAGUUUCAGAAGGACGAAUGGCUUCCCAUCUCGACCCUCAACAGGCCUCAGAGCUACGGCCAUUGCAUGGUGGCUCAUAGAGACAAUCUCUACAUCAUACGGAACGGGCCUUUUGAUGACUUCUUGCGAUGCGUGAUGGACUGCUUCAACCUGACCACGAUGCAAUGGACAUCUUUACCUGGGCAAUUCGUGAACAGCAAAGGGUCCCUCUUCACGGCCAUCAUCAAGGGCGACACAGUUUACACGGUCAACAAGGUGCUAACCCUGCUGUAUACCAUCAAGGAGAACAUGUGGAAAUUCAAAAAGGAGAGGGCUGGUUUCCCCAGGAGUGGUUCUUUACAAACCUUCCUCCUCAGGCUUCCAAGAACAGAUCACAGCAUUGCAACGUAGAGGGCCAGUCUCUGCUAGAUGGAUUUCUCAGGGACCAAUGUCUCAAUAACCACCCUGUCUCUCCUCACUGCUAUGCCAGACCUCCUCCGAUAUUGCCAAAUUUACAUCCAAGGGUGGUGAUAUCUUACUCUGACUCAUGCUCUCUGUGUCUUCUGGGGCAGCAAAAUCUCAAGGCAGGGAUCCCAGGGAUAGCAUCUGAGGGUGCAGCAGAAGCAACAACAGCAUGGUUCUCUGUUCCUACUACUGGGCUUGUGGUUUUGUGGGCCUUGAGCAAUACGGUUUCCACAAACCUAUUGGUCAUACUCAGCAGGUUCCCCAGGCAGGCCAACCCAUUCAAGGGGGAGCAACUGGCGAGCAGGUGGAGCCAUUCACUGGCAGGAAGCCCAGUGAUGUCCAGGAGAAGACUUGUGCACUCAAGAGGAAGAGCCUACUGUAGGGCCUUGGAGGUACAGAGCUUCAGCUUGGAGGUUCAGGGCUCAGUCCAUUGGCCAUGUUCCCUUUGGUCCAUUCCUGGGUGAGUGGAGGAAUCGACCAGUGCAUUGCCUGCCUUGAUGAGUCUCAUGAGAAGUUUCCUUAUACUGAAGUCAGAUCACUGGCCCACGUAGCUUGGAAAAGUUACUUUUUUGAACUACAACUCCCAUCAGCCCCAGCCAGCAUGGCCAUUGCAUUGGGCUGAUGGGAAUUGUAGUUCAAAAAGUAACUUUUCCAAGCUCUGGGCUGGCAACAGCUCUCUAAGGUUGCAGUUCUUUCCCAGCCCUAUCUGGACAUGCCAGGGAUUCAACCCAGGACCUUCUGCUCUGCUCUGCCCCUGAGCUGCAGACCUUUCCCUAAAACAACAACAAGAAAAACCCAAGAUUCCAGACCUCAUGGUUCCAAACUGAAGGCUGAUUUAAAUAGGAAUAAAGGAAGCUGCCAUGUGCAGAGUCCAUCUAGCUCACUAGCAUGAGCUUUCCGGGUCACAAGGUUCUUCCCAGUCCCACCUGGAGGUACUGGGGGUUGAACCCAGGACCGUCCGCAUGCAAAGCAGGUGCUCCGCCACUGAGCUACGGCCCGUCCCUUUCUCCUCUGCUAAAGGUUAAAAAGGAGUAAGCACUAAAUCUCUGCACUAAAAGCGGCUGACACGAACACACGCCCUGCUUUUAGAGCAGGGAGUUUCCCAACUGGAACAUUGGAAAUGUAGAAAUUCAAGGUUAGUAACUGGACAACAUGUUGAGAUUUUAUUGUUAUUUUUAAAUGACACCAAUCCAGCGAAAGAAACAUGCUUAAGUCCUGUUGAACUGAAUAAGACUUAAGACUGGGCCCCAUCAACUUUCAAGUGUGCAAUAAACAAACUUUUUUUUCUGCUUGGCUUUAAAUAUGAUAUUGAAGGCGUUGAUCCUGAUUUUUGUUUUGUUUUUUUAAAAGAGCUCAGGCUUUACAUUGGUUUAUUUUUUAAACUGGAUUGAUGUUUUUAUUUUGUUUACUGUCUCAGGGGACUUGUUUGGGCCAAAAGGUGGUUUAUAUAUAUGUGUACAAAUAAAUACAAAACUCAAUAAACUCAUAGUGUAGUAUUUAAGUUCCGUUGCUUCAAUGAAAACAUUUGCCUGUGCAGAAUGUUGCACUUUCUUCCCAGGAUUGUUAGUAAUGACUGUAUCCUGCAAUGAAGUGAAUAAGUGUUUGUGUUUGUAACGUUUUAUAUUCCCCGCAAUUCAAGUUGAGACAAGCUAUAAAUAGAUCCUUGCUAGGGAAUUAAUGGCUUCGUAACAAAACACAGACUGACUCAGAUUCAGAGUUGAAUUUGCAGGGCUGAGCAUAUGCUUUUUCAUUUUGCAUUAAACAAUUUUGAACUUAA
Molecule: messenger RNA, 3321 nt
Organism: Rhineura floridana
Lineage: Eukaryota; Metazoa; Chordata; Lepidosauria; Squamata; Rhineuridae
Gene: KBTBD13
Product: kelch repeat and BTB domain containing 13
Exons: 1
Coding region: 129-1490 (453 amino acids)
Molecular function (GO): protein binding
Source: RefSeq, a predicted model, not a curated record